Molecule: messenger RNA, 3466 nt
Organism: Silurus meridionalis
Lineage: Eukaryota; Metazoa; Chordata; Actinopteri; Siluriformes; Siluridae
Product: zinc finger homeobox protein 4-like
Exons: 4
Coding region: 1153-3141 (662 amino acids)
Biological process (GO): regulation of transcription by RNA polymerase II; regulation of neuron differentiation; brain development
Cellular component (GO): nucleus
Molecular function (GO): RNA polymerase II cis-regulatory region sequence-specific DNA binding; DNA-binding transcription factor activity, RNA polymerase II-specific
Source: RefSeq, a predicted model, not a curated record
GCAGCGCGCAUUUCACCGAGGAAUGCUUCACGAAUUACCGGCAGAAAAUGAUGGGAUUCGGGAAAAGGCUCAUCCUGAGGCCGAACGCUGUCCCGACCAUAGCGGUGCGAGUGGAGCUCAUGACACCGAGCAGGACACGACAGGUAAACCUUCAUCUCAUUCACCGUUAUCCAAACACACCGGGGUGCCUGCCUUCUGAUGCUCUCCUAGAUCUCUGAUGAUCUGACAGCUCUUCCUACAUCUCUGAUGAUCUGACAGCUCUUCCUACAUCUCUGAUGAUCUGACAGCUCUUCCUACAUCUCUGAUGAUCUGACAGCUCUUCCUACAUCUCUGAUGAUCUGACAGCUCUUCCUAGAUCUCUGAUGAUCUGACAGCUCUUCCUAGAUCUCUGAUGCUCUCUUGGAGCUCCUCCUAGAUCUCUGAUGCGCUCCUAAAUCUCUGGUGAUCUCUUAGAUCUCUGAUGCUCUCUUAGAGCGCCUCCUAGAUCUCUGAUGCGCUCCUAAAUCUCUGGUGAUCUCUUAGAUCUCUGAUGCUCUCUUAGAGCUCCUCCUAGAUCUCUGAUGCGCUCCAAAAUCUCUGGUGAUCUCUUAGAUCUCUGAUGCUCUCUUACAGCUUUUCAUAGAUCUCCAAUGCGUGCCCAGAUCUGUGAUGCUCUCUUAGAUCCCCGAUGAUCUCUUAGAGCUCCUCCUAGAUCUGUGGUGCGCUUCUAGAUCUCUGAUGCUUUUUUACAACUCUUCUUAAAUCUCCGAUGCUCUCUUAGAGCUCUUCCGAGAUCUCCGAUGCGCUCCUAGAUCUCUGAUGCGCUCGUAACCCUCUCGUGCUCUCAGUCUUGUGAUGCACUGGUCCAGUCUCCUUUAACCCAGAUGAUUUAUUUUCAAGCAGAUCAGUGCGCUGUAAUCACUAUGCACUGACUUUCUCCCCUCACUAACCUCCAUCUCUACGGAUCUUCGUCCUUAAUCCCGAAUGACGGAUUUUAAUAUUGAUAACGCCGCACCGCCAACCGAGCAUCGAGCGGAAAAGCGCUUCCGGUCCGGGACGUGCCAAAGUAAAAGCCGCACGCGCAAGUUUUCCAGACGCAUUUCCCCUUUAACAGUUCUAGAGUCUAUAAUAAAUUCGAAAGCACGCGGCCUCAUAUUCUCUGACUAUUUGUAGAUGACCGUCAAGAAAGACGCGUUUUGCUUGCGUCAUCAGUCUGCGCCAGGAGGGCGCGCACACAUGAGAGGAAACUUCAACAUUCAAUUCAAUGAGAAAGUGGAAGAAACCACAGCCGAAACACGCCUGUGCCCAUUGUGUCAAAGAUGCCAAAAGGACAGCGAGGCUCUUGCUUGUCACCUGACUAAAAAACACAGCGUGCAUCCAGCUUGUCUUGAAAACCUACUCGUUUCAGCACCUUAUGCGAUCCGUUCCAGUGAUGGAGUCACAGAAUCCAGUCCAGAAAAUAUCAACGGCACAUCGCAGCAGAAGUCCUUCACCGAAUCCGCUUUAAUUCCAGUUCAACAAGAUGCUUCGUCCCAGGAACAUGAUACUAGUGAUAAAUCAGGAGUAGCGAACAAAGGAAGUGGCGACAGUGACUCGGGAGCCUCAGUCGAAAACGAUCCAAACAUUGCUGCUGCUAAAGGCAACGUUAGCCACCCUUUCAAGUGUCACGCAUGUCUGAAAUACUUUACUCACAAAUCUGCAUUGAACGUACACUAUAAUUCAGCCACUCAUAUCCAAAAGACGAGAACAGAAGCAAGGAAUAACGGUGAUUCCACAUCCCCUAUCCUUGCUUACCCUUAUGUCUCUAGCAAGCCGUACCAGUGUGACGUGUGCCACGUCUCUUACUUUUACCCCUUCGGCUUGGAGAACCAUCUAAAGUCUGUGUUGCACCAGAGUCGUACCAGGAAGGCUGGAAUCACUGCAGCGAUUUCCAAAACUAAUACAGGGACCGGGAUCACCGUGGCGAACCUGGGAGGCAGCACCGUGCCUAGUGCCAAGAAUCAUAACUGUGUGCCACAAGCAGAGAAGGUUCGGAUUCAACCUGCUUCCUCGUCGCUUCCUAAUCCAGUGUUGUCGGCUCAGGCAGUGCCUGCUGUUCUCCCUCUCCUAACAUUAGCUCCAAACUCUGUUCCACACACCCUUGUUCCCUCUGUCUUUCCUGCACCUGGGACUUCAACGACUCAGCUAAUACCCCAGCCCCAAAUGCUAAUGCCUCUUAUCGUGAACGGGCUCCAAACCCACGGUCCAACCCCAGACGGCCCUCGGCAUCUGUUGCAGCAAGCUGUGAAUGUUCUUGGUCUCAGUUCAUCACAGCAUGUUCAAGAACUUUGCUCAAGUGAAACACAAAGUCAUUUGGCAACUACUAUAGUCUCCAGCGCAUCUCAGACAACUUUAGAGACGAUUAAAUCUGCUGACGUGGCAGGAGUGAAAAUUGAAAUCAAGGAGGAGCCCUGUGAUCGAGAGGUAUCACCGAUGGACCCCUGUACAGCGGACGCUAUAAGUCAGGGAUUGAAACAAGAGUGGGAUGGAAUCGAGAACAGUAGAACUACUAAUAUUACUUUUUUCAGAAUAGACGGUGGGGACAAGCAGCAGAGCAAAGCUGUAAGUAUGGGGGAAAAUUCAAAAAGACACCCUCCGGAUGCAAAUAAAGCUUUAAGAACCGAAGACCUUCAGAGUUCACAUGUUACCAGAACCAGUCCUUCAAAAUGCAACCCUUCAAACGCUAAGCAUGUCUUAACGUCUUCAAGAACCAUGACUUGUUCAAGCUUGCCCUCUGGACCUCCAGUAUUAACCGAGUUUCAGUCCGAGGUCCUGUGGGCUUUUCUCGAGUCGCAGAACGAGGCAGAUUCGGUCAUUCCACCAAGAGAAGAUUGUGAAACCCUUGGCAGGGUCGUAGGACUAACUGAGGACGAGGUACGAAAUUGGCUAGCGAACACCCAUCGUACCAAAGAAAGGCAUUGUGCAGAUGUAAAAUCAUGCUAUGAGAGACGAGAAAGCACAGAGGAUGACGAAGAUGAUCUAAUGAUUGAUGAAAGCGGGGGGAUAGUCAUUCGCUCGACUACGGAUUUCCUUUCAGACGAAGACGGCGGAGAUAAACACACCACAGUGGAUAAGAAGAGAAAAAGGGUCAUGGAAAUGGAAGAUUCCGACGAGGACUCAUGAGAGGAAAUGUGCAGAUUUUGUUAUCAAUUUACAACCAGAUGAUCCUCCAGUUGACCCUCAUGGUUUUUAAACCACUCAUACCUUUGUGUCCACCAAUUACUUUCAGUCUCAGGUUCAAAAACCAUUUCCAAGACAUAGUUAUGUAUAUAUAUUGAAUGUUGUUGUGAUUUCAUUUCAUUCAUUACUCUGUUGGUUCCCUUCGGUUUUUGGGGAGCUGAUUGGUAAAAAGCAACACUACAGUUUUUCACUUUUUAUUAUCUUACCAUGUAAAUUUUGGUUUCUUUCUGAUUAAUGUGUAUAUAAUAUAUAACAGUGUCUAUGUUCA